This is a messenger RNA of Drosophila bipectinata, 4018 nucleotides long. It is a transcript of the gene SMC1, whose product is annotated as structural maintenance of chromosomes 1. NCBI's taxonomy places the organism in Eukaryota, Metazoa, Arthropoda, Insecta, Diptera, Drosophilidae. Gene Ontology annotation, biological process: sister chromatid cohesion. Gene Ontology annotation, cellular component: nucleus; cohesin complex; chromosome. Gene Ontology annotation, molecular function: DNA binding; protein binding; ATP hydrolysis activity. The record is from RefSeq and is a predicted model, not a curated record.
AGAUAGUUUUAUUAGCUUCUCUAAUUUUGCGCGUCUUAGUGGAACAUUUGUGAAAAAACAUAAAUUUCCCGCUCUAAUUGUCAAUUUGUUAAUAGUUUAUUGUAAAAAACCACGAAAAUGGCCGACGAUGACGACGAUAUUAACCAAAGAGUGCCACUACCGCCUGUGCACAAACCGGACGACGAUAUUGCCUUCCUGCAGUUCAUUGAGAUGGAGAACUUCAAGUCCUACCGUGGUCACAUAGUCGUUGGUCCGCUCAAGCAAUUUAACGCUGUUAUUGGGCCCAAUGGAUCCGGCAAGUCCAACUUCAUGGACGCCAUCAGCUUUGUGAUGGGUGAAAAGACGAGCAGUUUGCGAGUGAAGCGGCUAAAUGAUCUGAUCCACGGUUCGUCUAUUGGAAAACCAGUGUCCCGAAGUUGCUAUGUGACUGCCAAGUUCAUACUGAAUCAAGAGAAGCACAUGGACUUCCAAAGAGCAGUUAUCAGUGGCUCCUCGGAGUAUCGGAUAAACGGAGAAAGCGUUUCGAGUAGCACCUACUUAAACAAGCUGGAGAAGAUUGGCAUCAACGUAAAGGCAAAAAACUUUCUCGUGUUCCAGGGAGCUGUCGAAAACAUAGCCAUGAAAACGCCGAAGGAAAGAACAGCUUUGUUUGAGGAAAUAAGCGGGUCUGGUCUACUCAAAGAUGCCUAUAAUCGCUUGAAACAGGAUAUGAUUGUGGCGGAGGAGGAGACUCAGUUCACCUACCAAAAAAAGAAGGGAAUAGCAGCUGAACGAAAGGAGGCCAAACAUGAGAAAAUGGAAGCCGAGCGCUAUACUCGCCUGCAAAACGAAUACAAUGAAAAACAAGUGGAAUACCAGUUGUUUCGCCUCUUUCACGUGGAGAGAGACAUCCAAAAGUACAUUACUGAUUUGGAAGUCAAACAGCAGGAUGUGAAGGCUGUCGAGCAGCGCAAGGAAGCUGCCGAUGAAGUCCUACGAGAGAAGAAAAAGGACGCCGGAAAGAUAACUCGUGACUUGGCUAAGAUCGAGCAGGAGAUUCGCGAGUUCGAAACCCAGAUGAAUAAACGGAGACCCCUUUAUAUUAAAGCGAAGGAGAAGGUUACGCAUUGCAAAAAGAAGCUGGCUUCGUUGCAAAAAACCCUCGAAACAGCCCGGGAGGCGGACAACGCCCACCAGCAGGACAUCAGAAAGCUGGAGAAGCAGUUGGCCGAUGUGGAAGCGCUAAAGAAACGAUUUGAGGACGAGAUCGAGAAUGAAUCGCAUCGCCGUGGCAAGAGUGUCAAUAUGGAGGAGGGUCUGGUACAGGAAUACGACAGAUUGAAGCAGGAGGCGGAAGCCACUGCCACCCAGUACCGGUCUGAGCUGGAUUCGGUGAACCGUGAACAAAAAUCCGAGCAGGACACACUUGAUGGAGAGACCAAUCGGCGAGCUUCCGUCGAGGAGUCGUUUAAGAAGCUUACUCUGCAGCGUGAAGAGGCUGUUAAGCGUCGGGACAAGCUAAUGGAUCACAUAAAAUCCUCCCAGGCAGCACUCGAAGAGCAAAAUCGCAUCAAAGAUGAACUGCGGCGUGACGUGGGCAGCUCCAAAGAAAAGAUCGCUGAAAAGCAGCGAGAAUUGGAAAACGUCCGCGAUCAGUUGGGUGACGCCAAGAGUGAUAAGCAUGAGGAUGCACGUCGCAAAAAAAAGCAGGAAGUCGUAGAGCUGUUCAAGAAACAGGUCCCUGGAGUGUACGACCGUAUGAUCAAUAUGUGUCAGCCUACUCACAAGAGGUACAAUGUGGCAGUUACCAAAGUGCUGGGCAAGUUUAUGGAGGCCAUUAUCGUGGAUACCGAGAAGACUGCGCGCCACUGCAUUCAGAUCCUAAAGGAACAAAUGUUGGAAGUGGAAACCUUUCUUCCACUGGACUAUCUGCAGGUGAAGCCCCUAAAAGAGCGAUUGCGCAACAUUAGCGAUCCACGAAACGUGCGAUUGGUCUUCGAUGUUCUUAAAUUCGAGCCCCCGGAGAUCGAGCGGGCCGUGCUCUUUGCCACGGGUAAUGCUCUUGUUUGCGAAACCCCAGAAGAUGCCAUGAAGGUAGCCUACGAAAUCGAUCGCUCGCGGUUUGAUGCUUUGGCCCUGGACGGAACUUUUUACCAGAAGUCUGGCCUCAUCUCCGGCGGCAGUCACGACUUGGCCCGAAAGGCCAAACGUUGGGACGAAAAGCACAUGGCGCAGCUAAAGAUGCAAAAAGAGCGUCUCAACGAGGAGCUAAAGGAGCUGGUCAAAAAGUCACGCAAGCAGAGCGAACUGGCCACGGUGGAGUCGCAGAUUAAGGGCCUGGAAAACCGUCUUAAGUACAGCAUGGUCGAUUUGGAGUCCUCUAAGAAGUCAAUUAGUCAAUACGACAAUCAAUUGAGCCAAGUUCAAAUGCAGCUGGAUGAUUUUGGGCCCAAGAUCAACGAAAUUGAGCGACGAAUGCAGAACCGCGAGGAGCAUAUACAGGAAAUCAAGGAGAACAUGAACAAUGUGGAGGAUAAAGUGUUCGCUGCUUUCUGCCGUCGAUUGGGUGUCAAGAACAUCCGCCAGUACGAGGAGCGGGAGUUGGUUAUGCAACAAGAACGGGCACGCAAGCGAGCAGAGUUUGAGCAGCAGAUAGAUUCCAUUAACUCGCAGCUGGACUUCGAGAAACAAAAGGACACGCGAAAGAACGUUGAGCGUUGGGAACGAAGCGUGCAGGACGAAGAGGACGCUUUAGAGGGCCUGAAGACUGCUGAGGCGCGUUACCUUAAGGAAAUAGACGAGGAUAAGGAGAAGAUGGAGAAGUUCAAGCAGGAGAAACAGGCGAAGAAACAAGCUGUUGACGACAUGGAGGAGGACAUCUCAAAGGCACGCCGGGAUGUGGCUAACCUGGCCAAGGAGAUGCACAAUGUGGGCAGCCACGUGUCAUCAGUAGAAUCCAAGAUUGAGGCAAAGAAAAACGAGCGUCAGAACAUACUGCUGCAGGCCAAGACCGAUUGCAUAGUGGUACCUUUGUUACGUGGCUCGCUGGACGACGCUGUGCGACAAACGGAAGAUCCCUCCACAUCGACGGCUCUGGAAAAUCUCAUUGAGGUUGACUACCGAUCACUUCCACGAGAAUAUACCAAGCUAAAGGAUGACUCCUCCUUUAAAAAGACCCACGAGCAGAUUCAAAAAGACCUGCAAAGCAAAUUGGAUGUCUUGGAGCGCAUACAGACACCUAAUAUGAAGGCCAUGCAGAAAUUGGAUGCCGUGACGGAGAAGGUGCAGUCCACCAACGAGGAAUUCGAAAAUGCACGGAAAAAGGCAAAGAAGGCAAAAGCUGCUUUCGAGAGGGUCAAGAACGAACGUUCCUCUCGUUUUGUUGCCUGCUGUCAGCACAUCUCCGAUGCCAUUGAUGGUAUUUACAAAAGAUUGGCUCGCAACGAAGCGGCUCAGGCCUACAUCGGCCCCGACAAUCCAGAGGAACCCUAUCUGGACGGCAUUAACUACAAUUGUGUGGCUCCCGGCAAAAGAUUCCAGCCUAUGAGCAACUUGAGUGGUGGUGAAAAAACGAUAGCUGCCUUGGCCCUGUUGUUUUCCACCCAUAGCUAUCAACCUGCACCGUUCUUUGUGCUGGACGAGAUUGAUGCCGCUUUGGACAACACAAACAUCGGCAAGGUCGCGUCGUAUAUUCGUGAUCAUACCACUAACCUGCAGACCAUUGUCAUAUCCCUGAAGGAGGAAUUCUAUGGCCACGCGGAUGCACUCGUGGGCAUUACUCCCGGGGAAGGCGAUUGUCUCGUAUCAAAUGUUUAUAUAAUCGAUCUAACUAUGUUCGAGGACAAGUAGAGAACAUAUUUUUAAAUAAAAUUAAGGAUUUAGAUUUAAGAUUCAAUUUAUGUCAAUAUUUCAAAUUCCAGCCAAACAAUUAUUUACCUCCUCAUUUUGUAAAAUAAUAUCUCUUCGUUGGAUUCUCAUUACCAUACUUUCCACGUCUUGAAUUCUUCCCAACAAAUAAAAGUCGGUUUUAUUGAAAAUA